AUGAGCUCAACCGAGUCAAAGCUGUCCGCAAAGAUGACUGAGCUGAAAAAGGACAGCGGCGCGAGUGAAGUGGGAAGCGGCGAGAUUAUCCACAAUCCUGAACACCUGCAACGCCAUCUCACUCCACGUCAAGUCCAAUUCGUGGCAAUCGGAGGCUCGAUUGGAACCGCUCUUUUCGUUAGCAUCGGGUACGGUCUGAUGCGUGGCGCAGGCAGCCUGUUGGUAGCGUUUGCUUUGCAAGCCUGCGUAAUUGCCCAAGUCAACAACUCGUUGGCGGAGAUGACUGUCUUCAUGCCAAUCAGUGCAUCUUUUAUCCACCACGCCAGGACCUGGGUUGACGAUGCCUGGGGCUUUAUGGUCGGCUGGAAUUUCUUUCUCUUUGAGGCGCUGCUCAUCCCGUUUGAGAUUACGGCUUUGGAUAUGGUCCUGACGUUUUGGCGAGACGAUAUUCCUUCCGCUGCAGUCAUCACGACGUGCAUCGUCCUCUACGCGGCAUGCAACGUGCUCGUUGUUAAGUAUUUUGGCGAGACAGAGUUCUGGUUGGCUGGAGGCAAGCUCCUGCUCAUUUGCAUACUCUUCUUUUUCACCUUCAUCACAAUGGUGGGAGGCAACCCGCAACAUGACGCCUACGGUUUCCGUAAUUGGUCCAAACCGGCUCCUUUCGUUGAGUAUAUCGACACAGGCAAUCUCGGUCGAUUCCAUGGCUUUCUCGCCGCAUUGUGGCAAGCUGCUUUCACAAUCGUCGGUCCCGAGUAUUUGGCCACUGUGGCUGGUGAAGCCCAAAAUCCUCGGAAUACCAUGAAGUCUGCAUUCAAAUCCGUUUACUGGCGCUUCGGUAUCUUCUUUAUUGGCGGCGCACUAUGCGUUGGAAUUGUCCUGCCAGCUAAUGAUCCUACUCUGCUCCGGGUGCUGAGCAACGGCGAGACGGGCACCGGCGCCGCUUCGCCGUUUGUCAUUGCCAUGAAGAACAUGAACAUUGGUGUUCUCCCACAUAUCGUUAAUGCUCUGCUUCUGACAAGCAUCUACUCUGCCGGAAACGCUUACGUCUACUGCUCAUCCCGCAGUCUGUAUGGCUUGGCCAUCAACGGACAUGCGCCGAAGUUCUUGACCAAGUGCACCAAGCAAGGUGUUCCUGUCUAUUGCCUUUUGGUUUCGGUCGCUUUCGCCUGUCUUUCUUACUUGAAAUUGGGGAGCGGUUCCGUUACCGUUUUGACCUGGCUGACGAACCUAAUUACUGGUGGAACCUUGGUAACAUACGUCGUCAUCUGCGUCAACUACCUCUUCUUCUAUCGAGCCCUUCAAGCCCAGAACUUCAACAGAUCGGAUCUCCCGUAUGUCGGGUACUUACAACCAUAUGGCACAUGGAUCGCCUUGGUGUGGCUCAUUGCUGUCGAGCUUUUCUAUGGUUACGCCAUAUUUCUCAAAGGCCGCUGGGACAUUGGAUCAUUUUUCAGCAGCUACACUAUGGCCAUUCUUGCAGUUCUGCUCUUUGGUGGAUGGAAGAUCUUCAACCGCACACGGUUCAUCAGGCCUGAGCAUGCUGAUCUAGUCGGAAUCCGACCCGCAGUCGAUGAGCACGAAGCGUCCAUGAUUGACAAAGAGGAAUUGGGCUUGCGCAGACGCAUGGCACAGUUGCUCAAUGCUGGCUUUAGAUUUCACCGAGAUUAG
Molecule: messenger RNA, 1668 nt
Organism: Colletotrichum gloeosporioides
Lineage: Eukaryota; Fungi; Ascomycota; Sordariomycetes; Glomerellales; Glomerellaceae
Product: General amino acid permease AGP2
Exons: 4
Coding region: 1-1668 (555 amino acids)
Biological process (GO): amino acid transmembrane transport
Cellular component (GO): membrane
Molecular function (GO): amino acid transmembrane transporter activity
Source: RefSeq, a predicted model, not a curated record